This is a messenger RNA of Durio zibethinus, 1415 nucleotides long. The record is from RefSeq and is a predicted model, not a curated record. Lineage: Eukaryota; Viridiplantae; Streptophyta; Magnoliopsida; Malvales; Malvaceae.
AUAUCUAAAAGUGCCUGCAUAUGAAGCAAGUAGUUAAUAUAGAACUAUUUAUUUUGUUAUUUCAAAACCGAAUGACACGGAACGCUUAUCCGAAGUUAAAUUGAUUUGACUUUUAAAAUCACCAAUUUAUCCGAUACCUAAAGUCAAAUAAUCCUAUUGUUAAGCCUAAAUAAUCUGAACCCGAAAUGACUCGAUUCCAAGAUGACUCAAACUGUAAAUGAUCCAAACUUGAGAUGACUUGAACUCGAAAUUAUAUGAAACUUUUCGACCCCAAAUAAUCUAACUCAAAGUGACUUAACCCAAACCCGACCCACGCGAUUAUCACCUCUACUUCAGAUCAGUUUUUUCCUUUAAAUUCUUUUUUCUUUCAUACUAAAAUACCCAUGUCCAUCAGUUACUGUUUUGGUAGAUGAAUAUCUUCCCAUAUCAAUGGUUAUAUUUCGCUGUCAGAUACAAAAUUUGAUAAGUUCUCUGGUUGCUUCACCUUUUGCAUUUUUGGGGUGCAGAAUCCAUGGAUUUAGAGACCAUGCAUCUUAUGUGAAUGAUGCCAUUUUUACAGCUGAUGGAAGUGUUAUUACUGCCUCCAGUGACUGCACUGUGAAGGUAAAUGAUCUAUACAUGUAUUCAAAUAUCCAGCCCUGUUUUAGUCAUUUCCUUGGUGCAUAACAGAUAAUGCUGCCUUUUUUAGGUCUGGGAUGUUAAAACGACAGACUGCCUACAAACAUUUAAGCCACCACCUACUUUAAGGGAAUUCUAUUUCUCAAUAAAGUGAGCUUAUAUCGUGAUAUCUUUUUGUUGCUGUUUGCCUUUAUACCUUUACUUUACAUCUUUUGAUUGGUAGGGUGGUGAUGCUUCAGUGAAUUCAGUACAUCUUUUCCCAAAAAACACAGAUCAUAUUAUUAUAUGCAAUAAGACAUCAUCAAUAUACAUCAUGACACUCCAAGUACAGGUUGUGAAAAAAUUUUCAUCUGGUAAAAAGGAGGGUGGUGAUUUUGUAGCUGCCUGUGUGCCAUCAAAAGGAGAAUGGAUAUACUGUGUAGGCGAGGACAGGAAUAUGUACUGUUUCAGCCAACAAACUGGAAAACUAGAGCAUCUAAUAACGGGAUUACAAAUGAAUUAUCCUUGGCAUUACAAAGGCGAGAUCAAGAUAUUAUGAAUGUAAUGGCAUUAGUAAGAGUAGCGAAGCAACAACUACAAAUGAUGAGAGAAUAUGGAUGGGAAUCUUUACACAAUGAGGUUUCUUUAUUUUGUGAAAAAAAAAAACAAUAUUGGCAUCCUAAAUAUGGAUGAUAUAUUUGUAACUAGUAGAAAACCUCGAUGCAAUGCUCAAACAAUGACAAAUUUAUAUUAUUAUCAAGUUAAGUUGUUUUACACAGUAAUUGAUAUGCAAUUUCAAGAGCUCAACAAUCAUUUUC